This is a messenger RNA of Coprinopsis cinerea okayama7#130, 762 nucleotides long. RefSeq lists its product as hypothetical. The record is from RefSeq and is a predicted model, not a curated record. The transcript has 2 exons. Gene Ontology annotation, cellular component: mitochondrial small ribosomal subunit. Gene Ontology annotation, molecular function: structural constituent of ribosome. Bases 1 to 762 code for a protein of 253 amino acids. Lineage: Eukaryota; Fungi; Basidiomycota; Agaricomycetes; Agaricales; Psathyrellaceae.
AUGGUUCGUAGAAUCGCGUCGCAGGUGCACCAACAAGUCUCCCGCUUAAUGCGAGGAGGUUACAUCAAGAAAGAGCCUGUCUGGUUCAAAGCCGUCCUCGACAACCCCCCGCUCGCCCUGCCACCAAAAGCUCCUCCAGCGCGAACAGCAUACGACCGCAAACCCCAGCUCGCACCGCUACAGGCGUAUCCCAAAAACCCCAAACCGCUACCCAUUUACUAUAUUGAAGAUGACUUGAGAAGACAAUUCUUCCGGGACCACCCCUUUGAAGCGUUCCGACCACGUACACUUGUGGAGGCGGAUAGGAUUCAUGAUGCUCACCCUGUCAAGGGCGAGAACUGGACGCGGUUGAGGCAGCGAGGCAGGAAUCCCACACCUGAAGACGCCAUCCAAUAUGCCUUGAAUCUCUAUCAAUACCACGGAGUUUCGCUCAGCGAAGCCUACGCCCGCUCUGUCGCUCAAUUCCGUGCCCUCCGCUCUGAGCACCACGUCGCCACCGUAUUCGCAGUAAUGGAAGCAGAGGCUCUCGGAGGAACAUUUGCACCUGACGAGGUCGACAGGACAUUCCAAAAGGAAGCAGAGGCGCUGGAAACCUGGCAACUCAAGGAGAAGAAGGAUGAGGGUGCAUUGGCUGCUCGAAAACGAUGGAAGGCCAUUGUAGAGAAGCGGGACGGAGUAGACCAGUGGACCAAGGGAGAAGAAUAUGUCAGGCUGUGGAAGGAGGGUGUUCGUCCAGACUAUUCACCCAUAUUGGCAGAGUAG